Sitophilus oryzae (rice weevil) is the source of this 641-nucleotide messenger RNA. It is a transcript of the gene robl, whose product is annotated as dynein light chain roadblock-type 2. Lineage: Eukaryota; Metazoa; Arthropoda; Insecta; Coleoptera; Curculionidae. Bases 87 to 380 code for a protein of 97 amino acids. Gene Ontology annotation, molecular function: dynein intermediate chain binding. The record is from RefSeq and is a predicted model, not a curated record. Gene Ontology annotation, cellular component: cytoplasmic dynein complex; cytoplasm; centrosome. The transcript is spliced from 3 exons. Gene Ontology annotation, biological process: microtubule-based movement.
AGCUGAUUCUUGUUAUGACUUUUGACUUUGACACUUUUUAAAAGGUCUUUUUCAUUUAAUAAAGGAUUUAAAAAAAAACUACAAAAAUGUCUAACGAAGUUGAAGAAACAAUGAAGCGGAUCCAGUCCCAUAAAGGUGUCGUUGGAACGAUAGUGGUGAACUCCGAAGGUAUUCCGAUCAAAACGACGUUAGAUAACACCACAACCGUUCAGUAUGCCGGCCUAAUAAGCUCGUUAGCUGACAAAGCUAGAAGCGUAGUCCGAGAUCUGGACCCCUCAAACGAUUUAACGUUUCUAAGGAUCAGAUCGAAGAAGCACGAGAUCAUGGUGGCUCCCGAUAAAGAGUUCAUAUUGAUCGUGGUCCAAAACCCGACAGAUUGAUUCUUUUUAGAUUAUGUUCCUAAUUUAUUUUAUUUUUCUAUGUUAAUAUGCAUUUUUGUCUUGUUCUGUUACCGCGUAAUUUUUAUUAAAAACAUACAGAAAGAGUCGAGAUAAAAUAAAAUUUAUACAAACUUACCUAAAUUUUUGCUGUACACAUUUUUAUAAUAACUAGCACUUAGUGCACUAACACAUUUAAUUACUUAUUUUUUAAAAUUUCUGUGUUUAUAUCAUCUAUAUUUACGAAUAAACCUUUUAUUUCUA